UUCUGAUACCAGUUAUGGAGUCUAAUGGGGCACACAGAAGGGGAUCGACCCUAGACCGAUCGCGCAUCAGGCGAGCCCUUUACUGCUGAACUAAUUCUUGCCUCUUGGUUCAAACACCUCGAAGCUCUUUUCAAAUGUUGUGCGUCUGAGGUUUGAUUCGGAAAAUUUGGCCGCGGAGUUCGACUUCGGGUGCUCAAGAUGAGUUGUUUCCCUUGGAUCGUGUCUGUUUAUCAACAAUGUCACGAAAAUGAACGAGAAUGGGUGAAAGUGAACAGGACUCGGAGUUUCCGAGAAUAAUAGAGCUAAAUGUGGGAGGACGUCACUUUAGUACGUCAUUGCUGACAUUAACGAAAAACCGAGAAACCAUGCUGGGCGCCAUGUUCAGCGGAAACUACCAGGUCCAGAGAGACAAAGAUGGCCGCUAUUUUGUUGACGCUGAUGGCGAUAAUUUCGAACAUAUUCUUCGCUAUCUGCGGUUUGCCGACCUGCCUCCCCCAGACUCCAUGGAGAAAGUCUACAAGGACGCCGUCUUCUUUGGUUUGACGGAACUGGCCGAAGAACUGGAACGCUAUCCGCCGAUAAUGUCACGAAUCAUGAAGGAGAAAUUCAGAUCGAGGUUUACGGGUUACCACGAAGCCUUCAAUGAAAUCAUCUGCGCAGCGUCAGACAGUUGUAACCUGGCAAUAAAGACGCCAACUUCCAACGUUAUCGUUUCCGUUCUUGCGCGAUGGAUGCCACCGGCCGCUGCCGACUUUGACGUGAAUCAUAUCUGCAGUUUUGACCGGUUUUCCGGCACAAAAUCGACAGCAGACGUGACGAUAGGGCCGUGGGAUGUUGACACGUUUGAGGACGAUUACAUUCGCACUCUGCACCAGAACUUGGAAGAGCGUGGCUUCGUUGUUGUGUAUAACGUCAUUGGUCCAUGUCAGUAUCGCUGCGAACUAGCAGACGACAGUAAUAUCGCCAGGUUUGAUGAAUGCAGAAGAAUGUUCUAUCGUUUUACAUUCCAUUGGGCACGCUCGCUGACUGCAUUCAAGUAAUUGCAUACGGGUCUUUAAAAAUGUGCUCCGACACCUUUAAGGAAUAUUUAUGUAUUUUUUCUUAAAUGACAUGCUCUUAACGAUGUUCUACACAUCCCAGUAGUGACAUUUUAGGAACAAAUAUUUCAGUCAGGCGCGUUGGCAGGAGUUUUACCGUGGGGUGGUGUCUUAGACUGACGAGCGAAAUUUAUAGUCACGCUCCCCCAGAAAAUAUAUUGAAACAUAAAAAUUACUUGAGUAUGUAGGGAUUUCGACUUCCGAGACCCUCCCUUUGUACACAUGCCUGCCACAGCUUUUUAGAAAUCCUAAAAUUCGAUUUAUCUAAUGGUUCAAAACAAUUAAAACCCGCUGACCCUAGUUUCCGAGCAACGUACCACUUGGGCGGUGGGGGUGGGUGGGGUUUUGGGUGUAAAAAAAAAAAAAAAAAAAGCAUUCUGAGAGAACUGCCAAAGCAUUACAUGUAUUCUACCAGGCCAAACAAAGUUCACGGACCACAACCAGUGGCGUAGGAAGGUGCCAAAAAGUAAGGCAGUGCUACUGGAUUACAAAAGUUGGAGGGGCACACACACACACACACUCACCGCUUACUUAGCUAGCCAUAACUAUGUAAAAAUUGGCAAAGCCCCACGCAAGUCGAAGUUGGUAAUUAAGUAUCUCUACAUGAUCAAGCUGUACACAAAAUGUUCAACUCAAUAGCUUAAGGUAAGUCCGGAAAACUGUAUGUGAAAGAGACUGACUUCCAGACGGAGACAAAACCCAUAGUCACCGCAUGUUGGACAGUCGCACAGUGAGGAUUCUAUAACACCAAUCGUUUUCAGACCGCAGUGCCCUGUACACAACUGGAUAAAUGGCAGUCUGGGCCCCGUUUCACGAAGCCAUAUUAGCGCUAAGAUCAGCUUAAGUGCAUAAGGUACGUAGUUAUCCAUCUGAGAUGAACUUGGCGCUAAGAUCGUUUUGUGGAAUGGGCCCAGAGGUGGUGAAUAGGGUGGGGCUUGGUGUGGUUUGUAGUCUCUAGUCUUGUUUCUGAAAGCUGUGGUUUGUAGUCUCAGGUGUUGUUUUCCAAAGCUGUGGUCCAGCGAUGUUUAAUGAGAGUCUUUGAUUUCUCGGUAAGACAGGACUGGUUUGAGGCCGUCUUUGUCUUAUUCGCUCUUUGGUCUUCCUCUUUGGCGAGCCUGUUUGCCUUUUCAUUCCCACCAACGGCGCAGUGAACUGGAAAUCCAUUACAUCUUGAAUACAGCUUCAAGCUGCAAUAAGCGAAAUUAUUUUACACUACUAUUAAAACUGGGUUUCCAUAAAAGUUGAAGUUGGUCUGACACAGACUGCGAUUGUGGGCCCAUAAAAUGUUUCGUCUGCGUCAGUUGACAGGUCAGGUCAGGUCAUAGCGCUUAACGUGCACAUUCUGAGCAAACUAUUGUAGUGCACGUCUGCCAUGGGCGCAGGUGUUGACUUACGUCGGCUCAUCCGUCCAGGCCAGGACGUCAGUCAGUGACCUGCUACUGCGUUUAUGAAAAUGUGUGUACCAUUCAGGAGGACGAGCAAUCGCGUUCAUUCGCUAGACUGGCUGUUCUCUCUUCUUUUUUUUUCGCUUAACAUUAGAUGAAUGUGAUACCACAGAAGACGAUGGUACCAGUCAUUUUAACUUAUUUUCGUGCUUAUAUCCAAUUAAGGUUCAAGCACGCUGUCCUGGCCA
Molecule: messenger RNA, 2730 nt
Organism: Gigantopelta aegis
Lineage: Eukaryota; Metazoa; Mollusca; Gastropoda; Neomphalida; Peltospiridae
Product: BTB/POZ domain-containing protein KCTD7-like
Exons: 2
Coding region: 258-1040 (260 amino acids)
Biological process (GO): protein homooligomerization
Molecular function (GO): protein binding
Source: RefSeq, a predicted model, not a curated record